GCCUUACUUAAGCUGCCGAAUGCACCGGAGUGCACUUAAUCCGCCCCACUCUAUGAUUUCAUUGGUUGUCUGGGGACCAUUACCCAGGGAUUGCCGCCGCCUCCCGUCACCACACCUUCCUGCUCCUGCUGGCUGGCCUUUACUACCUUACCUCCAUUACCGCACCUGCCUGCCUCCGAAACAAAGCUUCCCAUCUGCAAACCUCCCACCCUAUCUCCGCCAACCACGAAUUCUCUCCUUCACAUACCAGGAAGGGAUAUAAACCCAACACAAAUCGUCUUUCCUUUCUGCUUUUCUGCCGAAGAGGAAAUUCUCCCAUUGACAGCUACCCCACACAGCUGUCGAUCCCACCUUCACACCCAUACUCCGACUGCAUACGAGUAUCCGAAUCAUCAGAAACAGUCGAUCAAGAUGGCGCCUCCGUCGGAACAGCCCGCCGAGCAUAAGAAGAAGGUCAACUUGAUGGAUGCCUCUGGUGCUGAGGUCAAGGAUCAAGAUGACACCGCGACCGCUAUUCUCAAGAAGAAGAAGAAGCCCAACCAGCUGAUGGUUACCGAUGCCGUCAACGAUGACAACUCCAUCAUUGCCCUCUCCGAAAACACCAUGGAAGCUCUUCAGCUUUUCCGUGGUGACACCGUGCUCGUGCGCGGCAAGAAGAGAAAGGACACCGUUCUGAUCGUCCUUGCCGACGAUGAGCUGGACGAUGGUAGCGCUCGCAUCAACAGAGUCGUUCGCCACAACCUGCGAGUAAAGCACGGUGACAUGAUCACUAUCCACCCGUGCCCAGAUAUCAAAUACGCCAAGCGCAUCGCUGUUCUUCCCAUCGCCGACACUGUCGAGGGCAUCACCGGCUCUCUCUUCGACGUUUUCCUCGCUCCCUACUUCCGCGAGGCCUACAGACCUGUCCGCCAAGGCGACCUCUUCAUCGUGCGCGGUGGUAUGAGACAAGUAGAGUUCAAGGUUGUCGAGGUUGACCCCCCCGAAUACGGCAUCGUCGCACAAGAUACCGUCAUUCACUGCGAGGGCGAACCCAUCCAGCGUGACGAGGAGGAGGGCAACCUCAACGAGGUCGGCUACGACGACAUUGGUGGCUGCAGAAAGCAGAUGGCUCAGAUUCGCGAGAUGGUCGAGCUUCCUCUUCGCCACCCUCAACUCUUCAAGUCGAUCGGUAUCAAGCCUCCCCGUGGUGUCCUUCUCUACGGCCCCCCCGGUACCGGAAAGACGUUGAUGGCAAGAGCUGUCGCCAACGAGACGGGUGCCUUCUUCUUCCUCAUCAACGGUCCCGAGAUCAUGUCAAAGAUGGCUGGUGAAUCAGAGUCAAACCUGCGCAAGGCCUUCGAGGAGGCCGAGAAGAACUCUCCCGCCAUUAUCUUCAUCGACGAGAUCGACUCUAUCGCGCCCAAGCGUGACAAGACCAACGGUGAGGUCGAGCGCCGUGUCGUCUCCCAGCUUCUCACCCUCAUGGACGGUAUGAAGGCUCGCUCAAACGUCGUCGUCAUGGCCGCCACCAACAGACCCAACUCCAUCGACCCCGCUCUGCGUCGUUUCGGCCGUUUCGACCGUGAGGUCGACAUUGGUAUCCCCGACCCUACUGGACGUCUCGAGGUUCUCCAGAUUCACACCAAGAACAUGAAGCUUGGUGACGAUGUCGACCUGGAGCAGAUUGCUUCGGAGACCCACGGUUACGUCGGUUCCGAUAUCGCUGCCCUUUGCUCCGAGGCCGCCAUGCAGCAGAUUCGUGAGAAGAUGGACCUCAUUGAUCUCGAUGAGGACACCAUUGACGCCGAGGUCCUCGACUCUCUCGGUGUUACUAUGGAGAAUUUCCGCUUCGCUCUCGGUGUCUCCAACCCCUCCGCUCUUCGCGAGGUCGCCGUUGUCGAGGUGCCCAACGUUCGCUGGGAGGAUAUUGGUGGUCUCGAGACCGUCAAGGCCGAACUGCAGGAGAGCGUUCAGUACCCCGUCGACCAUCCCGAGAAGUUCCUCAAGUUCGGUCUUUCCCCGUCUCGAGGUGUCCUGUUCUACGGACCCCCCGGUACCGGUAAGACGAUGUUGGCCAAGGCCGUCGCCAACGAGUGCGCUGCCAAUUUCAUCUCCGUCAAGGGACCCGAACUCCUCAGCAUGUGGUUCGGUGAGUCCGAGAGCAACAUUCGUGACAUCUUCGACAAGGCCCGCGCCGCUGCCCCUUGUAUCGUGUUCCUCGAUGAGUUGGACUCCAUUGCCAAGGCUCGUGGUGGUUCCAUGGGCGAUGCUGGCGGUGCUUCCGACCGCGUUGUCAACCAGCUUCUCACUGAGAUGGAUGGUAUGACCUCGAAGAAGAACGUCUUCGUCAUCGGUGCCACCAACAGACCUGAGCAGCUUGACCCUGCUCUGUGCCGUCCCGGACGUCUGGACUCUCUCAUCUACGUGCCCCUGCCCGACCAGCCCGCCCGUGCUGGCAUUCUCAAGGCUCAGCUCCGCAAGACCCCUGUUGCCGACGACGUCGACAUCGACUUCAUUGCUUCCAAGACCCACGGCUUCUCCGGUGCCGAUCUUGGCUUCAUCACCCAGCGUGCUGUCAAGCUUGCCAUCAAAGAGGCCAUCACCGCCGACAUCCAGAAGACCAAGGCUCGCGAGGCCGCAGGCGAGGAGGCUAUGGAUGAGGACGAGGAGGACCCUGUCCCCGAGCUUACUAAGCGCCACUUCGAGGAGGCCAUGCAAAUGGCUCGCCGUUCCGUCAGCGACGUCGAGAUUCGCCGCUACGAGGCUUUUGCCCAGCAGAUGAAGAACGCUGGCCCUGGCGCGUACUUCAAGUUCCCUGAGGGUGAGGGUGCCGCCAACGAGGCUGGCAACAGCUUCGGUGAUGCUGGCAACGAUGAUGAUCUUUACGACUAAGGGAUGGAUGGGUUAGAGUGCCACUUAAUGCAGGCAUGCCCGCGUUGUAUUCUAGUUUUUCCUUGCUCUCCGAUGCAUCUGCGUCGUCACGCGUACAGAUGAUGGGCCGAGUCACAGAAAUUCGAGCCUAUCGACGGAAAUCUGGGUCGGACGGAGUUGGUAGACAGGUAGUUUCCAUGAUAUGUUGACCGAACCAAGCCUGGUUCUCAGAUUGUGUGAUGUUGCGAGAUUCCAUGUCUUUGAAUCCUUUCAGCCGAGUCUACUGUAUCGAGGUUGGCCUUCACGCUAGCAAUGAAGGGGCCCAUCACAGUUCGCUUGUGAACGCAUGAGAUCAAAUAGCGCAGAGAUCCUU
Colletotrichum godetiae is the source of this 3223-nucleotide messenger RNA. Its product is annotated as AAA family ATPase. Lineage: Eukaryota; Fungi; Ascomycota; Sordariomycetes; Glomerellales; Glomerellaceae. The transcript has 6 exons. The coding region runs from base 412 to 2871 and encodes 819 amino acids. Gene Ontology annotation, biological process: autophagosome maturation; retrograde protein transport, ER to cytosol; mitotic spindle disassembly. Gene Ontology annotation, molecular function: ATP hydrolysis activity; polyubiquitin modification-dependent protein binding; ATP binding. Gene Ontology annotation, cellular component: cytosol; VCP-NPL4-UFD1 AAA ATPase complex; nucleus. The record is from RefSeq and is a predicted model, not a curated record.